UUUUAGACCGAACAGUUCCCCAGAUUCCCCGGAUUCUCCAUGCCCGUCCCCGCUCCAAGAAUCCCAACGGCAAGCGGCAUCCGGGUUGCAGUCUGAUGAUGGCGGAUCAAGAUCAGCCGAGUCCCUUCGGGGUCGAAUCCGACCAGGCGAAUCCACCGGCGCGGAAAGCCGAUGGUCCACCAAAGAGCCGCAGCCGAACCACGACGGCCUGCAACGCGUGUCGGGUGAGGAGGACGCGAUGCGAUAGGCGCAGACCCGCGUGUGGCUACUGCCGAAACCGCGGACUGGAGUGCUACUACGAGCAGAGCCAGACUAGUUCCGCGUCUAGAGUGGAGGCCGAGCUCGCCGCCAUCAAUCGCCGGCUGGAUUACAUUACCAGCUCACUACAUGCUGCGCAUUCCUCGCAUCCACACCCACAACAGCCAGUAUCCCCGGCCGUGGACCCGGAUGACCAAAGCCACGCCGAGAGCAGCCAUGCCGUGACAGGGGUGGAGCGAUCGCCGUUCCAGCUGCUGGUGACGGACUGCAUGAUGGAGGUGCUCGGUCUCGGUCCGGGUUUUGCUCGGGAGCUGGUACGGCUCGAGCGAAACACCGCACCGUCUGCCGGCAUCGGCCACGCAGCGCGACUGCGCUUCAUCCAGCAGCAGCAAGCCCUCGCGGCGCUGGAUGCAUUCUCCGCCCAUGUGCACAUCUGGUACCCGAUCCUCCGCCCGGGCUUCUCGGAGCGCUACAUUAGCGUGCUUUCGGGUCCGCUGACGCCUGGUCCGGAGUCUUGUCUCGUGCUUGCCGUCGCCGCGGUGGGUGCUCUUGCGCAGGAAGAUCAUGCGCUACGGACAGGGGGGGCGCCAUCGCCGUGCUGCGAAAAUCGCAGCGCACUGUAUCUGGAGGCUGCCACGGCAUCACUGCCGGUCGUGCUCGUCGAUGACAGCAUCGAGAGCAUCCAGUCGUUGGUUCUCCUGAGCAUCUACCACUGCUGCCUCUCCCGGCCAUGUCAGGCCUACGACUAUGCCAUGACUGCCUCCUUCAAGGUGCAAAACCUACUCAAGUGUGUGGACGAGGGCAGGGGGGAGCUGUACGAACAGGCAAAGAGGUGCUACUGGGGUGUGCUACUGCUAGAGAGCGAGCUCCGCGACCAGCUCGACAUGGUGGACAGCGGGAUAUGGAACUACGACGACAAGGUCGAGCUGCCUGACGGGCGCCGCUCGUGGCAGUUUGAUCUCGAUGUCGGCUCUCCCGGCACCAUCACCGCGUCUCCCGGCAGCAGCGUCAGUCGAGCAUCGGCAGACGGCAGCGUUGUGAUUUCUGAUAAAUCCCAGGCAUAUUUCCUCGCCGAGAUCGCCAUGCGGCGCAUGCUACACCGCUGUUACACGGCCAUCCGCAGAACGCCCCGGGGCGAAUUCGUCUACGCCCCCGCCAUCGCCCUCGAGCUCGAGACACAGCUCGACGAGUGGCAGAGCUUUCUGCCCGAGGCGGUCCACUUCCGGCACUUGGCGGCCGCCCUGGAGGUGGAACCGCUCAGCAACUUCCUGCGCGUGCAGUACUACUGCUGCAAGAUCUCCAUCUACUGGCCGGCCGUGUACCAGUGCAUCCAGGACGGCCGGGCCACUUCGGCAGAAAUCCUCGAGCACAGCGAGAGAUUCUUUCACGCGUACAUCCAGUGUGUGCCCAGCAUGUUGAUGGCCGUCAGGGACUGUAUUGUCAACCGCUGGACACUCUACGCCACUAUCUUCAUGACCUCCAUGGCGGUCAUCCAGGCCGCGGGCACGCCCUGUCUGCGAGACGGAUGUGCCGUGGACUGGCCGCACCUGCUAGCCUCCUUGCAGUCGACGCGGUCGGUCGACAUGCGCAUUGUGCAAGCCAGCCCGUCACUAUCCCUACUGCACCGCACCCUCACAGAUCGGCUGGCAGAGGCGUGUCUUCUCAACCGUGACAACGACUCUGCAAGUCCGGUUACCGUUACAGUCCGUCCCAUACGGUGACACUCUCAAAUACGGCGCUGCCCACGCUUCCGGUUG
This is a messenger RNA of Chaetomium strumarium, 2015 nucleotides long. RefSeq lists its product as uncharacterized. The transcript has 2 exons. NCBI's taxonomy places the organism in Eukaryota, Fungi, Ascomycota, Sordariomycetes, Sordariales, Chaetomiaceae. Gene Ontology annotation, molecular function: DNA binding; zinc ion binding; DNA-binding transcription factor activity, RNA polymerase II-specific. The record is from RefSeq and is a predicted model, not a curated record. Bases 96 to 1979 code for a protein of 627 amino acids. Gene Ontology annotation, biological process: DNA-templated transcription; regulation of DNA-templated transcription.